Vicia villosa (hairy vetch) is the source of this 756-nucleotide messenger RNA. RefSeq lists its product as uncharacterized. The transcript has 2 exons. The coding region runs from base 1 to 756 and encodes 251 amino acids. The record is from RefSeq and is a predicted model, not a curated record. NCBI's taxonomy places the organism in Eukaryota, Viridiplantae, Streptophyta, Magnoliopsida, Fabales, Fabaceae.
AUGGUAAACCUAUCUGAAGAUUGUGGCAGUAGCAGAAGUGCAGACUACAGAAAGGUGUUUGUAAGAGGUAAGUGUGUAUCGUUCUCUCCUUCUAUGAUUAAUAAAUUCUUGGGAAGAACAGAUGAAGUUCAAACUGAGCUGGAAGUAACAUACAACCAAGUCUGUCAAGUGAUCACAACCAAGCAGGUAAAAAGCUGGCCCAUGAAAGAGAAGCUAACUGCAAGUAAGCUGAGCAUCAAGUAUGCAAUGCUUCACAAAAUAGGAGCAGCUAAUUGGGUUCCAACAAAUCACAAGUCCACUAUCUCAGCUGUGCUUGGUAGAUUUAUGUAUGUUGUAGGAACAAAGGCAAAGUUUGAUUAUGGAGCAUAUAUUUUCGACCAUACCAUGAAGCAUGCUAGAAGCUUCAUGUGCAAAACAGAAAGUCCUUUGGCUUUCCAUUACAAACUGUUUCAGGGAAAGCAUGUUCCAAACAUUGUCAUGACAUCAGCUGAAACUUCCAAAUCUGGAGCAUCAGUCGGUAAAGCAGAAGUUAUAACAAUAUUAAAAGAGACUUGCAAAGAACUGGAAGCUAGAAAAAUGUCUCUUGAACAAAUGAUACGUACUCUGGAAAUGGAUGAGAAUGAGGAGUUUGCAGAUAUAGAAGAGAUGGAAGAUAAAUAUGAUCAAGAAUUGGAAGAAGAAAGUGCUAGUCCUGCUGAUGACUCUGAGACAGAAAGUUAUUCAGACACCUCAGCUGGAUCUGACUCUGAGCAGUAA